Molecule: messenger RNA, 1488 nt
Organism: Penicillium olsonii
Lineage: Eukaryota; Fungi; Ascomycota; Eurotiomycetes; Eurotiales; Aspergillaceae
Source: the annotation of a GenBank genome assembly
AUGCCACACAACACCAACGUCACCGACGUCGGCCUGCCCUACGGCGGUUAUCCUAAGGUGGUUUCAGCCGGAUGGAAUGACAACUAUCUUCCACUCUGGAUGCAAGAUGCCGGGUAUAACACAUACUAUGUCGGAAAGAUGUGGAACGCCCACACCGAAGACAACUACAAUGAUCCCUACGUUCGGGGCUUCAAUGGCUCCGACUUCCUGCUGGAUCCAUACACGUAUCGCUACUGGUAUGCACGAAUGACACGCAAUGGCGCCCCGCCAGUGAAAUAUGAUGGGAAUUACUCGACCGACGUGAUCGCCGAGAAGGCAUCGGGGUUCAUUGACGAAGCCGUGAAACAAGAUCGACCGUGGAUGCUGACCGUUGCGCCGAACGCACCACACUCGAAUGGCUCGCACGACUCUACGCGAAAUGCGAACUGGUUCGGCGAGCCGGAGUUUGCGCCCCGACAUGCUGAUCUGUUUAAGGAUGUUAAGGCCCCGCGAGACGAGAGCUUCAAUACCUUAAUUGAGAAUGCGGUUAGCUGGGUCGAGAAUGUGCCGGAGUUGAAUCAGACUCAUAUCGAUUAUAUCGAUGAGUUCCAGCGGUGUCGACUGCGGGCCUUGCAGGCUGUGGACGAGAUGAUUGGGGAUCUUGUUGAGAAACUUGAUAAACUUGGCGAGCUGGAUAAUACUUAUAUUUUCUUCUCGACGGACAAUGGAUAUCAUCUUGGCCAGCAUCGGAUGCAGCCUGGAAAGAACUGCGGUUAUGAAACCGACAUCAAUGUGCCGCUCAUCGUCCGAGGACCUGGUAUCGGCAAGAAUGUGACACUGGAUGCAAUCACCAGUCACACUGACUUGGCCCCGACCUUCCUCUCCUUGGCUGGCGCUACCAGAGACGGACUAGAUGGCAAGAAGAUCCCCACGACAAUCGCAGCCAGUACUGCCCACAACAGAUCCGAGCACGUAGCCAUCGAGUACUGGGGAUUAGCUGUCCCAGAAGGAAUCUACGGAUAUGCCAGCGACAAGCUCCAGCAGCCACAUAACAGCUACGAGCGCAAUACCUACAAAGCCAUCAGACUCGUUUCCGACGACUACAGUCUCUACUAUGCUGUCUGGUGCACGAACGAACAGGAGUUCUACGAUCUCAAGGGCGAUCCACACCAAACCAAGAACCUAGGCACACACCCAGCCAAGCAGGCUUAUAAGAUCGCCAACAGGGAGCUUCCCCAGAUCAUAUCGCGGUUGAAUGCUUUAAUGCUGGUUCUGAAGUCUUGCAAGGGCGACGCAUGUCGAGACCCGUGGCUCCAAUUGCAUCCAGCAGGCAAGGUGAAUAGUCUUGCCGAAGCGCUUGAUUCCGGCUUUGAUGAGUUCUAUGCGAAUCAGCCGAAGACUUCGUUCUCUUCGUGUGAAAAUGGGUAUAUCAUUUCUGCGGAGGGGCCGCAGGAAUUCAAUUCUUAUGGAGCGCAGAGUCGGAGGGGGUGGUUAGAUGGUCUUUGGUGA